UUACCUUGCCUAGUAAUAUAGUAAACUAGACUUCAUAGGGAGAAGGAAAGCCUUCAACCGUUAACUAGUUGUCAUAGAGAAGAGCGCUAGUUCUAGAGCAACUAGCGUCAAACCUAGAGCUGAAGUUAUUGGAUAAAAACAAGUAAUUGCAGCAAAACAAUCCAGCAAAGAUUGCAACAAGGAUGAUUGUGCCCAAUCUCGGACUUAACACUGCAUUUCCCUAGAUGGCUCUAUACAAAGCCAAAACAUACAACAGAUCUAACACGUCUGAUCCUCAGGAUCCAGAAGAAAGAUCAACCACUCCUUCACUAUCAGCUGAAGAAGGAACUGCUGAUCAUGAAGUCGUCUCUACCCCUUCUGAAGGGCAAGCUUCAGAAGCUUCAGCAUCAGCCACUUCAGAAGACAACGUUUCUUCGGUUGACACUUCAACAGCUUCAGAUGGUACAGCAGAAAAACCAGCUUUGGAAUCUAAAUCUGCUGAAGACGUCAAAGAAGAGACCACUUGUGCACCAAAUCAGAGGAAAAUCGUUAUGCAUGAAACCUUUGAGGAUGUAGGCAAGGAAUCACCUUCAGAAUCCGAAAAGAUGGAUUAUAACGACAGUGUGGAGCCUGAAGCCACUGAAGAAGAAAUGUCUGAAGCAUCAUCCAAGCCUUCUACCUCAACCACGAGUGGAAUAUCAUCAAAAGGAGGUAAUGCGAAGUCAUCUUUGACAUCGACAUCUUUAUCUUCUUAUCCUUCAAGUCCUUCGCCUGGCUCCUCAUCCACGCUGUCACUAUCACCAGCAUCUCUACAUCAGCCCUCUUCUUCCUCAUCUUCUUCCCCUUCUCUUGCUGGGGCUCCAGCCCCAGUUGAUCAAACUUUGGUCGCUUCUGCAAGUGGUUCAGUUUCAGGUUGCAUUCCCAAGACUUCAAAUCCUGCGAUAUCCCGAGGGAGUGUCAUUCCUCCUGCCCCUAAACCCCCUACCUUCAUGCAGGUUCAUUACGACAGUUCUCUGAGACGAGACACUACCGUCGCGACCAUGCGUUCCUCGUCAGCGCCAUCGUCGGUUCUGGUCACAGGUUCACCCAGAAAAGAUAGUCGAACACCAACGCCUACCCUUAGCGCUGACAUUCCAUCACAGACUACCAACGCAUCUCCGAUCAAAAUACGUACUUUUUCAAUUCUAAACGCAAAUGAAAACAACAGCGUGCAAACUUCCCAAAGUCCUUCGUCGAAUGAUUCCGUGAUCCGGUCACAUCAGGUAAGAGUGGUUGAUUGUAAGCGUUUAAAAACCUUCGACCCGGCGUUGAUUGAAGAGGCUACCACUUCGACAGGUUCAGCCAAGCUGAAAAUGCGGCCUCCUAGCCAACACGCGUACCAUCUUCAGCACCAGCAACAUCAACAUGGUCCCGCUUCUCAGCCACAACACUCGCAGGAAACAAAGUUUAGAGAUCAGAAUCAAUCCCAACUUCGUCAUGCCCUCUCUCCUCAGCAGCCGAUACCUUUACGUCACCCAUCUUUUUCGCCCCAACAUUCCCAACUACGACAGAAGCUCCUAUCCCCAUCAACCAAACAACAACCCCACCAGGUUCACCAUCAACAGUUUCAUCAUACCAUCAUACAGGGUUCUAGUAAGACAACUGCGGUGAUGCCGAACGUGGUUCAACCUAGGGUACCACCUACAAUGCAAGUUAACCUCGCCCCAACCGUUACUUCAACUUGGUCUACAACCACGGCACCAACGAUGGUUCCCAGCGUGUCCCCUACCAUGACACCUACUCAUCCUAACAAAGUUUCUCCAAUUUUUGGACAAACUGGUAGAUCUCCAACUCUGCUGACUCCUCACAUCCGUACAGCAGCGGCACGGAAGGAGAUUGUGGAUCCAGGCUCUGGCAAAUCCUACUACAUGUCAAGCGGCGCCUCUCCCUACAACGGACACAGUUUGAGCACCUCGGCGAUGAGCAGCAGCAGCGGUGGUGGAGGAGGUGGAUUGUUGGUGCCACCGUCCCUGUUAUCUUCAUCCACCACAUCCACCAGCACCACAAACACCACCAACUCAACCACCAACAAUCACCACCAUCACCACCACAUCAACAAAAACGACAGCCCCAGAUGCACACCACAAUCCAACGGUGGUGGUGACGGUAGCUCCACCACCAACAUUGAUGGUGGAAGUGGUGGUGGUGGUGGUGGUGGUGUAGGUGGUGACUCACAACACUUCUGUUUGAGGUGGAAUAAUCACCUGAGUAACCUCAUGGGUACUUUAUCCACCGUCAUGGCGUCGGAGCAGUACGCUGACGUCACUAUUUUCUGUGAAGGAACCAUCCUGCGGGUUCACAAGCUGGUUCUGCUGGCGAGUUCGGUUCACUUUGAACGCAUCCUGCAGAACCUGCCUGAGAACCAACACCCGUUCAUAGUUCUAGACGGCACUCGGCUGGCAGAUAUCCAGAGUUUGGUGGAGUACAUGUACAAAGGAGAGGUGAACAUUGCGCAGGAUAACCUCAGGAGUCUUCUCAAGACGGCAGAGACUCUACAGAUCAAGGGGCUGAUCGACAUCGAGCACGAGGACAACCCCAACAAACGGCGUCCCCAAGCCCCCAAUUGCCGACAAAACGACCAAGACAGAAACGGGGAUCGUGAUCCCGAUCCCCAUCCUAAUCCCCUACUCCGGCACCCUCUAUCCUCCAACUCUCCUCCCCACAAACGUUCCCGAAUUUCCCCAAUUGACACGGCGCUGUUGAGAGAUCGAAUCGUGGACGCCCUUCCCCGAGGGGAAGACCCCACGGGGCAUCAACCUGAUCCCAGGGACAUGAGGCUUGAACCUCGACAAGAUCUACUUCCCCAUAGGGAUUCCUCAAGAGGGGAUUAUGUCCGGGACUUGAGUCGUGAUGCGAGUUUCGGUCGUGACAUCCCCAACAGGGAUAUAAAAAGGGAAUUAUCGCGGGAGAUACUGCAACGGGAACAGCUAUCCCGUGAAAUCCCGAGAGAUUUGUCUUCCCACUCGUUUUCUGGUUGGGGAACAUCUUCGGGUAGUCGGAGGAUGACUCCCUCCCCAGUGGUGUCUGCACCGUCCCCAAUAGGGAGGGACCUCCCCACCUCCUCUGCUUAUUAUUCCCGCGGCGGGCAGUUCGAUGCCCCUCUCCUUCCCCCUCGGUCUUCCCCCAAAUCCCCAGGCCUGGAACAUAAGCUUCCGUCACAACUUGGUAUCUCGCCGUUCGGGCUGCACUUCAACCUGCCGGCGCUGCCGCUGCUGCAGGACAAGUCCAAGAAUCUUCUGGAACGGUCGCCCCACCUUCUGCUCUCAGGCACGCGAUACGACCCUGACGAGCGCGACGCGCGCGAGAAACCAUCAUGGCCACCAAGACCAUCCUCUGAAGAUUUCAAGAGGGAACUUGAGAACGGCCGAGUUGCAGAUCGAGAGCGAGAUUCCGCAGAGCGUUACACAAUCCUGCACAAAACCCUCCUGCAGCACAAGCAGAACCAGCAACGAGAACAACGUGAAAGAGAACAACAACAGCAGCAACAGCAACAACAAUCAUCCUCUUUACCCCACGUUUUAUCAUUGCAACUAUCACAACAACAACAGCAGCAGCAACAGCAACAACAACAAGCUCAACAAUCCUCAUCACAGUUCCCCCCGCAAAUGUUCCCGUUGUUCCCCAGCUCUGAUCCCCCUGAGGGUAAGGACGUUAAAGACGUUAAGGGCAUCAAGGACAUAAAGGACUUACCUGAUCACGAACGUUCCAACGACGACGACAAAAGUUCCAUCAGUCCUGCACACGACAAAAGCCAGUUCUCUCCGCCCUCUGAUGAUUCUGGUGGAUCAGGCAAGCACGAGUCCGAUGGCUUGGUGAUGGAUGAGGAGGAUGAGGAAGAGGAUUCCAGAAGCAGCACGGGGGGCAGCAAUGGCAGCCGAGGGGGGGCGGACGCGGCCACGGAUCUGUCCACUCCGGGGUCGGGGGGCAAGCUCAAGAAGGAGGGGUUGAAGGGGUCCGGGUCUUCGGAAGAACGCGUCAAGUGUCCGUACUGCGCCCGCGCAUACCGCCACCAGAACAACCUACGUACCCACAUCCGAUGCUUCCACAAGGGGGUUCGCAUCCCAUGCCCCAUUUGCCAGCGGGGGUUCACCAGAUGGUUCACGGUUCGUUGCCACAUUGCCCGGGAGCACCAAAACGUUGACAUCAGCCGUCCCGAUGCCUUACCUAGCCAGCUGAGACGUUCCCUUUAUAAUAGUCAAUAUUCUGACACUUCUAGACCCACUUUAGGAUCCUACCAGGACGAACUUAGACUAUCCAACACGGCCUCUGCCCUUACCAACUACGCGGAGAGCAGCGGCCCACCUAGUGUACUACCCACACAGCCAUGACACUUCCCUUUCGCUGAAAAUACCUUACACCUUUUCAACAAACUAAGAACUGAU
Hyalella azteca is the source of this 4400-nucleotide messenger RNA. RefSeq lists its product as uncharacterized. Gene Ontology annotation, molecular function: protein binding. Gene Ontology annotation, cellular component: nucleus. Bases 225 to 4346 code for a protein of 1373 amino acids. The record is from RefSeq and is a predicted model, not a curated record. Gene Ontology annotation, biological process: regulation of transcription by RNA polymerase II. The transcript has 7 exons. NCBI's taxonomy places the organism in Eukaryota, Metazoa, Arthropoda, Malacostraca, Amphipoda, Hyalellidae.